CGGUGCCUCUCUGCAGGGCCGGGGAGCCGCCAUUGGCCGCCGCUCCCGCCGCUCCGGCUCUCGGCGCGUGUUGUUUAUUUGGGCGCUCCGGAUUGGCUGGGCACUGGCGGUAGGCGGUCUCUAGGUGACGUCGUCCGGCGAAGGUCGGACCAGGGAGCAAGAACGAAGCCAGGCGCGCCCUCGGCCGCCUGGGGGCGCCUUCCCGCCCCGAGCCGAUUGGGCGCCGCUGCCUCGGGGGGCGGAGCGCCGCCCGGCGGGGCUCGGCUGCGGGGGCCUCUAUUGGCCGCGCCGGCGGCUCCUGGUGACGUGGCCGCCGGUGCGGGCGGCGGGUGCCGGCAGCGGGGCGAUGCGCGGGCGGGCAGCGGCAGACGCGCAUGGCCAGGAUCGGCGUUUCCUGCCCGUCGUGGCGGUCGGCGGGACCCUGCCCGUGCCCGGGGCCGCGGCAGCGCCUGGCCGCGCUGGGAGCGGCCCUCGCCGUGGGGCUGCUGCUGCUGCUGGCGGCUGCCGCCCCCCGCCGCUGGGCCGCGCCGCCCCGCGCUGCCCGGCGCGACGAGAGGUAUCUGGCGCGGGCAGAGGAGCUGACGGCCACCGACACGGAGGACCCGGCCCUUAACUACGGGGUGGUCGUCGACUGCGGGAGCAGCGGGUCCCGGGUCUUCGUCUACUUCUGGCCCCCGCACAACGGGAACCCCCACGACCUGCUGGACAUCAGGCAGAUGAGGGACCGGAGCAGCCGCCCCGUCGUCAAGAAAAUUAAGCCAGGCAUCUCGGCAGCGGCCCCCACGCAAGCUACGCCCUACCUGCGCCCGCUGCUUCAGUUCGCCGCAGCCCACAUCCCUGCGCAGAAGCACAAGGAAACGCCGCUCUACAUCCUGUGCACGGCGGGCAUGCGGCUGCUGCCUGAGGGGCACCAAGCUGCAAUCCUGGAGAACUUGGUGAGAAACGUGCCCCUGGAGUUUGAUUUCCUCUUCUCCAAAUCACACGCAGAAGUGAUCUCGGGGAAACAGGAAGGUGUCUAUGCUUGGAUCGGCAUCAACUUUGUCCUGGGCCGGUUUGAUCACGAGGAUGAGGAGGAUGUGGUGGUCACUGUAGCGCUGGGGGACCAGGGAGAGUCCCUGGUUCGGAAACGAACGGUUGGGAUCCUGGACAUGGGGGGUGCCUCCCUGCAGAUUGCCUAUGAAGUGCCCGACUCUGGAGCCUUCUCCCUGCAGCAGGAGGAGGCUGCGAAGAGCUUGCUGGCAGAAUUCAACCUGGGCUGUGAUGUGCAGCAUACUGGCCACGUGUACCGUGUCUAUGUCAACACCUUUCUCGGCUUUGGGGGCAAUUUUGCUCGGCAGCGCUAUGAGGAGCUUGUGCUGAACCAGACCUAUGUGCACAACCGCCUGCAUGGCCAGCAGACAGGGCUGAGCCCUGAGACACCCUUCCUGGACCCCUGCCUGCCUGUAGGGUUGGAGGACACGGUGGUGAGGGGCGGGCGAACCCUGUACGUGCGGGGGCGAGGGGACUGGUCAGCCUGUGCAGAGCUGCUGCAGCCCCUCCUGGCUGGGCCCAACAGCAGCCAGGCCUCCCUGGUGGGGGCCUACAAAGCGCCCAUCGACUUCAGCAACAGUGAGUUUUAUGGCUUCUCUGAGUUCUUCUACUGCACCGAGGACGUGCUGCGCCUGGGCGGCCACUACAGUGCCCCCACCUUCACAUCUGCUGCCCAGGAGUACUGCAGCCAGCGAUGGCAGGUGUUGACCCAGCGCUUCCGUGGCGGCCUCUACUCUGCGCACGCUGAUGAGCACCGGCUGAAGUAUCAGUGCUUCAAAUCGGCCUGGAUGUACCAAGUCCUUCACCAGGGCUUCCGCUUCCCCCUGGACUACCCCAGCCUACGCACGGCCCAGCUGGUGUAUGACCGGGAGGUGCAGUGGACGCUGGGAGCCAUCCUCUACAAGACACGGUUUCUGCCACUCAGGGAUCUCCGACAGGAGAGCAUCCGGCAAGCACAUGCCUCCUGGCUGCGACUCUCUUUUGUCUACAACCAUUAUCUCUUCUUCGCCUGCAUCCUGGUUGUAGUGCUGGCCAUAGUCCUCUACCUCCUGCGGCUGCGCCGCAUCCACCGCCGGCAGCUGCGCUCGGCCCAGCUCUCCCUGCUCUGGCUGGACAAGGUGGUGGUGCCCCUGGGCCAGGGCAAUGGGCCGUGAUGCCGGUGAAACCCACCAUGCAGUUGCACCAGCAGAACUAGGACUGGCUGACAGCCGGGGCUCUGAGGGCUUGGACUCUUCCCAUCUCGACUCUGCGCUCCAUCUCCACAUCAGAACCAGAGCCUGUGGGCUGAGGCAGCUACAGACACCAGGGCUUUCCCUCUCUGCCUCACCCCAGUGCUAAUCUUUGCAUUCCCUGGCCUCUGGCCUUUGCCUCAAUAUGCGGUGUAGAGCAAAGUCCUCUGCUGCCAGCAGGCUCAAGGCUGCAGCCCUGGCAGGUCCCUCAGAUAAGCAGGACACUAUCAUAGAUGCGGCCAGCCCACGACUGUGGCCUGAAGCACUGGGCCACCCCAUGACUCAGCCACCAGCUGGCAGAGCCAACCUGGUGGGUUGUGCUGUAGCUCAUCACCUGGGAUGGCCUUUCUGCAGUCCCUCACAAGCCCAAAGACUGGGAAUGGCAGUCAGCUGCGAAGUUACUGCAGGAGCCAGGUGAGCUGAGUCCCACCAAGCUGUUCUGCCCAGCCGGGCCCCUCUCUGAGCAUUCCCUGGGACACGUCCUGCUCUUUGCCAUGUCUUCCUGUCCUAGUCAAUGUCCCAGGCACAGUCCUGAGGGCUCAGAGGUUGGUUCCUAAGGUACCACCUAACUGAGCUGCCUUUCCUUUCACACAUUUCCUCCUGGGCAUGUCUGCCCUGUGGCAUCCCAUGUUAAUCGGGCACUACCACCAAGACAUGUCGUUCUCUCCCCUGUGAGUGCGGGCUGGGCCUGCCCAUGGGGGAAGCACCUCACUCCAGCCCAGCUCACUGCCCCAGGGCAGGUCUAGGCUGUGGCUGUACACACAGGCACAAGCCUUCCUCCCCUGGGGCUGAAGCCCACCAAUGACCCAAUGAAGUUUGUCACUUUUUACUUGAACUCAGCUGUUCUCACUCCUGUUGCAAUAAAACAACCCCCUUGAGCCAUCCA
Molecule: messenger RNA, 3144 nt
Organism: Falco peregrinus (peregrine falcon)
Lineage: Eukaryota; Metazoa; Chordata; Aves; Falconiformes; Falconidae
Gene: ENTPD7
Product: ectonucleoside triphosphate diphosphohydrolase 7
Exons: 12
Coding region: 375-2183 (602 amino acids)
Biological process (GO): nucleoside diphosphate catabolic process
Cellular component (GO): membrane
Molecular function (GO): nucleoside diphosphate phosphatase activity
Source: RefSeq, a predicted model, not a curated record